ACGGCGCGCCGCUCCCAGGUGUCUUCAAGGUCGCUUUGAAGAGCGGCAGCGCGCGUCCGGGACUGGCCCCGGUUUCAGGUGCUCGCCGCGUCUCUUCGGCAGGCUCGCCGGCGACAUGACGGGGUACACACCGGAUGAGAAGCUGCGGCUGCAGCAGCUACGGGAGCUAAGAAGGCGAUGGCUGAAGGACCAGGAACUGAGCCCCCGGGAGCCGGUGCUGCCCCCGCGCAGGAUGUGGCCCCUGGAGACGUUCUGGAGUAACUUUCUGCGGGAUGGGGCCCUGUGGAAGAAGGCGAUCUUUAAGACAUACCGGUCCAGUCUCUUCGCUGUUUCUCAUGUACUUAUACCUCUCUGGUUUAUUCAUUAUUACGUCAAAUAUCACCUUGCUACAAAACCAUAUGCCAUCGUUGACACGAAGCCCAAAAUAUUCCCAGGUGAUACAAUUCUGGAGACUGGAGAAGUAAUUCCACCAAUGAAAGAUUUUCCUGAUCAACAUCAUUAAAGAGCACUAAAAACUUAAAAGACUUGUGUAACAGCAAACGUCUCUUCUUAUAGUUCGUAUUUACUGAAUCUGUUUCCUGGAAAAGUAAUCAAUAAAGCUUUUUCUCAGA
This is a messenger RNA of Mesocricetus auratus (golden hamster), 611 nucleotides long. RefSeq names its product NADH:ubiquinone oxidoreductase subunit B6 (gene Ndufb6). The record is from RefSeq and is a predicted model, not a curated record. The coding region runs from base 116 to 502 and encodes 128 amino acids. NCBI's taxonomy places the organism in Eukaryota, Metazoa, Chordata, Mammalia, Rodentia, Cricetidae. Gene Ontology annotation, biological process: mitochondrial ATP synthesis coupled electron transport; mitochondrial electron transport, NADH to ubiquinone. The transcript has 4 exons.